Knipowitschia caucasica is the source of this 1836-nucleotide messenger RNA. Lineage: Eukaryota; Metazoa; Chordata; Actinopteri; Gobiiformes; Gobiidae. The record is from the annotation of a GenBank genome assembly.
AUGCGCGCGCAGUGCAUUAUGGGAGUCCAACCACGUCUUUUCUGCGGUCAGCUAGCUGUUCGCCCUGUACCUGCACAUAACGCUACCAACCCAACCGGCUGCUGCGCCAGAUCACUGGCACAAGCUCACGGAAAUAAAAGACAUUCUCAUGAGACAGCCACCAUGUCCAUCGAGUACACCCUGGACAUCCAGCUCACUGAGAUGGGCUUUCCAGAAGUUGUCCAUCCACAAGUGCCUUCUGUGGCUGAUACUCCUUCAAACUCUGACAGUACAUCCCAUAACUCUUCCCUGGUGAAUGAGACGGAGGCUGGAGAGCCUGUGUCAGAGGAGCCAUCGCAGCCUGUGGUGAAGAAGCCAGCCCAGGUGAAGAAAUCUCUGGCAAAAAAAGCUGCAGCAGAGGAAAUUGAAGAACACUCCUCUGACAGUGAUGUGUCUUAUAUAGAAGAGGACUUGGAGGACGAAGACGAUGAUGAUGAUGAAGAGGAGGAGUUGGAGGUGGUGGAAGCAGGGAACUUCCAGUGUAACGUGUGUAACCUCACGUUCCCUUCCAUGUUCAAACUACAGGACCACAUGAACCUGCACUCGGGAGAACGCCCCUACUCCUGUGCCGAAUGCGGCAAACGCUUCUACCAGAUCCGAAGCUACCGCGACCACCUCCGUGCCCACGCUCGCCACCGAGCCAAGCAGCACAAAUGUCGCAUAUGUCUCAAGUCCUACACGGCUGAGGCUGACUUAAAAUACCACCUGACUAUGAACCAUUUUGAGGAAAAAUUUUACGAAUGUGACAGAUGUAAGCGCGUAUUUACCAACCUGGAGACUUGCCAGCACCACAUAGAGUUCACGUGCAUGCGCAAAGUUAAGUGCGAGAAGUGUAAUCGGUAUUUUCCUAAAGAGAAGCUGCUCCGACGGCACCUGGAGAGUAAACGGUGCUACAGCAACUUAAAAUGCGCAGAUUGUCCGAAGGUUUUUACCAGGAAGAACGCCUUACUUAAGCACAGUUUUUCCCAUUUGGGGCUCUUGCCUUACACAUGUAUCCGAUGUAGGUGUCAUUUCCGUCUCGCAAAGCUGUAUCUUCGCCAUCAGUGCACGCCACAAAGGAUCCACUGCGGUGCCUGUUUGCGGGAGUUUCUCAAUGAUCAGGAUUUCCAGCAACACAAAAAGGAUACAGGCUGCUGGGGGGAUCGGGACAAAAAAGGGGAUGAAAUCCGGUGUCUGGAGUGCGGGCAAAGGUUUGAGACAAAGGAGGAUUUGAAAAAGCAUGCGGGCGCUCAUCAGAGGGUGCUGAAGUGCGCGGAGUGUGGGAAAGGCUUCAGGUCUGCGCUGCUGCUGAUGUCGCACAUGGGCGGCCACGCAGGGCAGUCCCCGUGUCUGUGUCAGAGCUGUGGCCUGGGCUUUCCUCACCAGCAGAGCUACGACAGUCAUCUGAAGAUGUGCGGACAAGAAAUGCAAAACACUAAACCACAAAAGAAGAACCAGUCUAAUAAGAAAAAAUCACGAGGAUCAACCAGCACUACGUCCUCCGUGGAAACAGCCAUGUUUCCUUUGUUGGUUCCAGAAGCAUUCGUUGGCAGCUCAAUACCCCUGUCCUACAACACAAGUUCAGCUUUGCCAGCACCAGAUAACGGUCCAAUGCAAGUAGUGGCAGAAGACUCUCAUGACCUUCCUAAAGUGGGCCAAAACCAAAACAAUUUGUUAGUACCAUGCGCCGCUCCUCAAGUCUUAUCCGUGCCACAAAUCCAAGUUCAGGCAUCGCUGGUCUCUAAUGGAAUUGUGGGUGGAACGCUGGCAAGCGCAGUGUCUGGAACAUUGUCUGAGGUGCUGAUUGACCAACUGUAA